AUGUCGUUGAGCCCAAAGCAUACAACGCCUUUUUCAGUGACAGAUAUUUUGAGUCCAAUCGAGGAGACCUACAAGAAGUUUAGUGGCAUGGACGGCACAGGAAACCUAACCUCUCCACUGGGAGCCUACCGACAGCCUCAGGUGUCUCAGACCGGCAUGCAACAGCACUCCAUGGGCCACAACGCCACGGUGGCCACUACUUACCACAUGCCGCACACCGUCUCCCAGUUCUCCCACAGCGCAAUGGGGGGAUACUGCAAUGGAAGCAUUGGCAACAUGGGAGACCUCCCGUCGUACCAGGAAAGCAUGCGGAAUAGUGCAGCAGCAACAGGGUGGUACAGCGCCAACCCCGAUCCAAGAUACUCCACAAUUUCUAGAUUCAUGGGACCUUCCACAGGUAUGAACAUGACCGGCAUGGGGAGUCUCACAGGAAUGGCGGACGCCACCAAAUCCAUGCCAGUUCUCCACGCUGCGCCCAGGAGGAAACGGCGCGUGCUGUUCUCGCAGGCUCAGGUCUACGAGCUGGAGAGGAGGUUUAAGCAGCAGAAAUACCUGUCGGCGCCGGAAAGGGAACACCUGGCCAGCAUGAUCCACCUGACGCCGACCCAAGUGAAGAUCUGGUUUCAGAAUCACCGGUACAAGAUGAAGCGCCAGGCCAAGGACAAGGCAGCGCAGCAGAUGCAGCAGCAGCAGCAACAGGACGGUAACCUGUGCCAACAGCAGUCGCAGUCCCCGAGGCGCGUAGCCGUGCCAGUUUUGGUGAAGGACGGUAAACCGUGCCAGAACGGCUCCAACACGCCGACACCGAACCAGCAACAGGUACAACAGAGUCAACAACAAAGCCAACAACAGAACGGAGCCGGAGUCGUGCUCGCAUCCUCGACCAGCAGCCUCGCCCAGCAUCAAAGCCAGCAGGUGAACGCUUUGGAGCUGGAGGAGAUGUCACCCAGCCCCCCCUCACUGCACAGCCAGCUCAACAUGGCCCAGAUAGACACAUCUGCUGUAGAUUACACCAGUAACAUGGUCAGCUCAAACCUCCUCUACGGCAGAACGUGGUAG
Messenger RNA from Scomber japonicus (chub mackerel), 1059 nucleotides. RefSeq names its product NK2 homeobox 4a (gene nkx2.4a). The transcript is spliced from 2 exons. Gene Ontology annotation, cellular component: nucleus. Gene Ontology annotation, molecular function: DNA-binding transcription factor activity, RNA polymerase II-specific; RNA polymerase II cis-regulatory region sequence-specific DNA binding. Lineage: Eukaryota; Metazoa; Chordata; Actinopteri; Scombriformes; Scombridae. The record is from RefSeq and is a predicted model, not a curated record. Bases 1 to 1059 code for a protein of 352 amino acids. Gene Ontology annotation, biological process: cell differentiation; regulation of transcription by RNA polymerase II.